Messenger RNA from Oryzias melastigma (Indian medaka), 1090 nucleotides. It is a transcript of the gene dhrs4, whose product is annotated as dehydrogenase/reductase (SDR family) member 4. NCBI's taxonomy places the organism in Eukaryota, Metazoa, Chordata, Actinopteri, Beloniformes, Adrianichthyidae. The record is from RefSeq and is a predicted model, not a curated record. Gene Ontology annotation, molecular function: carbonyl reductase (NADPH) activity. The coding region runs from base 135 to 956 and encodes 273 amino acids. The transcript has 9 exons.
GAGCGGCACGUUGAAUGCUUUUAUUUUGACAGUAGAACUUUUACCCGGAAAAACACUAAUUGGAACAGUCAAAGGUUGAAAGACUGAAUUUGUUCGAUAAACUUCUACUUCAAGUUGGCACAAAUAACUCGGUGAUGAUUAGAAGUGCCUUCAGAUUCCUAAGAACCAAUCCUCUUUCUGUACAACAAAGGAUGUCUCAGAGCUGUCUUGCGGGGAAGGUAGCCAUAGUCACCGCCUCCACGGAUGGAAUCGGGCUGGCUGCAGCUCAGGCUCUUGGAAAGAGGGGGGCUCACGUGGUUGUGAGCAGCCGGCGGCAGGCCAACGUGGACAAAGCUGUGGCCCUGCUGCGGAGCCAGAGCAUCCAAGUGACCGGGACCACUUGUAACGUCGGCAACGCGGAGGACAGAGAGAAGCUGGUUCAAAUGACUCUGGAUCAGUGUGGCGGCAUUGAUAUCCUAGUGUCCAAUGCAGCAGUCAAUCCUUUUUUUGGGAACAUCAUGGACUCUACAGAGGAUGUAUGGGACAAGAUCCUGGCUGUAAAUGUAAAAGCAUCUUUUCUCCUAACCAAACUGGUGGUGCCUCAUAUGGAAAAGCGAGGUGGAGGAAACAUCAUAUUUGUGUCAUCUGUUGCCGGCUACCAACCGAUGAAGGGUUUGGGUCCCUACAGCGUGAGUAAGACGGCGCUGCUGGGCUUGACGCGGGCGCUUGCCCCCGAGCUGGCUCACUCCAACAUAAGAGUGAACUGUGUGGCUCCAGGAAUCAUCAAAACGCGCUUCAGUUCAGCGCUGUGGGAGAAUGAAGGCAUCGUGAAGCAGUUUAAAAAGCAGCUGAGCAUUAAACGGGUCGGGGAACCGGAGGAGAUCGGCGGGGUGAUCGCCUUCCUGUGCUCCCAGGAUGCUUCCUACAUCACGGGAGAGACCAUCACAGUGACCGGGGGAAUGGGGAGUCGACUCUGAUCACAACUUUUUCUAAAAAUUCAAUAAAUUUUCUUUUUUUGAAAAAUGAACUGGAGCCAAAAAAUGUGGACAUUCUAAUCAAAUGUUGGUGAUUUUGAUAUUAAAGUUGCUGAGUAAACAACUUAACAAAACUU